Molecule: messenger RNA, 1440 nt
Organism: Syzygium oleosum
Lineage: Eukaryota; Viridiplantae; Streptophyta; Magnoliopsida; Myrtales; Myrtaceae
Product: hydroxyproline O-galactosyltransferase HPGT1
Exons: 12
Coding region: 73-1089 (338 amino acids)
Cellular component (GO): Golgi membrane
Molecular function (GO): hexosyltransferase activity
Source: RefSeq, a predicted model, not a curated record
AUUCUCCUUUUUCACUCCCGCGUCGAAUUUGAAGGACCGACCGGCGCUGCGGUAACGGAGAGGUAGGAGAAGAUGCAUAGCAGGGGAUCGAGUCAUCGGUUGUCGGGAAUGGUGUCUCGGUCGCGGAUUUCGAGCCUGAUGCUGUCGAUGUUCGCCACGUUCGCUUCCUUAUACGUCGCUGGCCGGCUCUGGCAGGAUUCGCAGAGCAGGGUUGACUUGAUCAAGCAGCUCGAUAGGAUAACUGGUCAGGGGCGAUCUGCUAUAUCGGUGGAUGACACAUUGAAGAUUAUCAACUGCAGGGAGCAACACAAGAAACUAUCAGCCCUAAAGAUGGAGUUGGCUGCAGCUAAAAAAGAGGGUUUCAUCUCUAAGCACUCAGUGGAUGAUUCUAAGAAAAGACCGCUACUUGUGGUAGGAAUAUUUACAAGAUUUGGCCGCAAGAACAACAGAGAUGCAAUUCGGAAGGCAUGGAUGGGAAGUGGUACGGCUCUAAAAACGUUGGAGGAUGAGAAAGGCAUCAUCGUUCGUUUUGUAAUUGGAAGAAGUGCAGAUAAGGGAGACAGCUUGGAUGGGGCGAUUGACAGUGAAAACAGGCAGACUAAUGACUUCAUCAUUCUUGAUAAUCAUGUUGAGGCACCUGACAAGACUCCAAAGAAGACAAAACUGUUCUUUGCUCAUGCUGCUGAAACAUGGGACGCUGAGUUCUAUGCUAAAGUGAAGGACGAUGUCUAUGUAAAUAUCGAUGCCUUGUUGACUGCACUUGCGGCUCACUUGGACAAGCCUCGUGUUUAUAUAGGGUGCAUGAAGUCAGGCGAAGUAUUCUCUGAGCGGGGACAUCAAUGGUAUGAACCAGACUGGUGGAAAUUUGGUGAUAAAAAAUCAUACUUUCGCCAUGCUUCAGGGGAGUUGCUUGUCAUAUCACGAGCUUUGGCAAAAUUUGUAUCGAUAAAUAGAUCCAUUCUUCGUACAUAUGCACAUGACGAUGUGAGCGUUGGUUCCUGGUUUAUCGGGCUUGAUGUCAUGCAUAUUGAUGAAGCAAAGUUUUGCUGCUCAUCUUGGUCAACAGGAGCAAUCUGUGCAGGUGCUUGACGCGUCGCUUGCGAUACCAGGGUUAUACUUCGCACUAGGCCCAUUGAUUCUUUCAAGAGUUCUUUGCAUAUAGAAUUCUGCGACCCUUUUAGGUUGAUUGGUGGAGAGGUGAUGUAUGGAACUGGAGAUUUGGCAGCCCUCCUUUUCAACUUCGGCAUGUUAGCUCGUUGCUGAAGAAGGCUUCAAAAGAUGAAUACUUUUAAGGCCCUAAAUAGGUCCCAUGCUGGAUGCAGAACAACAUUCUCUGAGUUAAGUGUCUAUCAAAUGGGUCAUUAUUCUUUCAUUUAUAGUGACAGAGGAGAUUCAGCCCCAUUUAAUAGAGUCAACGUGCUACCGAGAGAUUGUACUAUA